Seminavis robusta is the source of this 1443-nucleotide messenger RNA. The record is from the annotation of a GenBank genome assembly. Lineage: Eukaryota; Bacillariophyta; Bacillariophyceae; Naviculales; Naviculaceae.
AUGCUCCGAUUACAUGUACUUUCCUGCACUACUCUUGUAUUGUCUUGUCUAUUGGAUGUGUCGUUAUCGAAACGAAUUCGAUACGAACCAUUCGAGAUUGAUUGGGACGAGUCCUUUGAGAGUUUUGUUCCGUACCCAGAAGAAGUGGCAAGAAGUCUCGAUCAGAAAUCUCCUCCUGUCUUACUGGAAGUGUUCUCCGAUGUGGAUGUGGGCGAAGAGGGUCUCUACCACGUGCUCAAGGGCCUCGUGCAUCGGAAUGAACGACGAGUCAUUCCAGCAACACACUUUGUCAUUCAAGAUGGUCUCAGUGCACAGUGCCGACAAGAGCGCGUCACGGCCACUACUGGGAGCAAUGGCGAACCCGUCUUGAUGACCGUCACCCGACCGAUCGAAGCAGAAAACUGCACACUGCAUUGCACCAAUGGAGGCCGCUACUGUUCGCACGCGUCCGAUCCCAACUUUCCCGGACGACACCACGUGCAAGAAGCGGCACGACGAGCCUGCAUGAUACAACAACAUCCUCCUUCACCCAAUGGCGUCCACGACAUGUUGCUGUGGCAAUACUUGGACUUGUUUGACCAACAGGGAUGCAACUUGCAUACCAGUGACAAGCAUCAUUAUCCCGACGUUCACAACUUGACCGAGUGCUCGUACACGACACUGGAUUUGGUCGAGCCGGGACUGGCAGCGGCCGUGCAACAGUGUGUGGAAGACGCGGGUGGAUUCGAUGCCGAUCAAGAGAAUGUCGUUUUGGAACAACAAAUCACCUUGCAAACCCAACAACAAGUCAAUCCUACGGCACACAACCCCACGGUACGAUUCAAUGGAAAGCAGUACACCCAGGACUUUUUCGUCAAGGAUGUCUUUCGCGCCUUUUGCGACAUUUUUCCAAAAGGCACGCAACCCUUCUCCUGCAAUCAUUGUCAGAGCUGCAGCAACGUUCGCAAGUGUCUGUGGCAUUUGGACUGCGACGGACAAACACCCACUCUGCAAGACUACUAUGCUCACGAGGGAAGGAAUUACACACCUCCCGCGACUACGACUGCCACAACAGAGGCGGCCUCUGCUAGUACCACGUCGGGGAACAGUCAAGACAACAACAACAACCUUCUUGGUGGUGCUGGUCCCUGGCAAAUCGGGUUUCUUUGGGGCAUUGUGGCGGGGCUCUUUGUGGCCGCCGUGUUUGCCUACCGAAGCUUCCGCACCCGACGCAUGAUUUCCGGCUUGCGGCAAGCCCGCGUCCAUUUUGAAGAUGACUUUGUACCGCACGGCUUGUCGGAGGAAGACCUGGAUCGACUCUUUCCUGACGCCGACCAAGAGUUGGACGCCAAAAAGCAUGGCAUGAGCACUCCCCAAUACCAAUCGUCAUCCAUAGCUACCAUGUUGUCGUCCGACGAAGAAACCGAAGACUUGUCCGAACGGUCUCUGCCGUCCAUUGUAUAA